Cavenderia fasciculata is the source of this 4806-nucleotide messenger RNA. RefSeq names its product TPR repeat-containing protein. The transcript is spliced from 4 exons. Gene Ontology annotation, molecular function: protein binding. Bases 1 to 4806 code for a protein of 1601 amino acids. Gene Ontology annotation, cellular component: Cul4-RING E3 ubiquitin ligase complex. NCBI's taxonomy places the organism in Eukaryota, Evosea, Eumycetozoa, Acytosteliales, Cavenderiaceae. The record is from RefSeq and is a predicted model, not a curated record.
AUGGCGACAAAAGAGAAAAUAUCAUUUAAAUCAAAAACUGUAUAUUUUAAUAAUGUUCCAUCUGAAGUUAAAGAUAGUUUAAAAUCUUUCUUUGAAUCUCAUGGUUCAACUAUCACUAAAAGAUUUGCUAAAACUAUUGAUUAUAUUAUAACAACAAAUGAAUCGAUAAUUGAAAACAAGUAUCCAAUAUCAACUGCACAAUCACUUGAUAUUAAAUGUUUAGAUUAUAGAAUCAUUCUUAGAAAGAUUCAAUCUAAAAAGGGUGCUACUGCUGCUACAUCUACUACAACAAGUAUCGUAGUUUCAUCAUCAUCACCAUCAUUGACAUCUUCAUCUUCAUCAUCAUCUCCACCUACUGUUAAAUUAUCAUCAUCAAUUAUACCAACCAAAUUUGUUAAAUCUACUUCUACUAUUGCUUCUAUUGCAUCUUCUCCAACACCAACUAUUACAAUAUUGGUACCACCAAGUGGUAGUAAAAAUGGAGGAUUUUAUGUUUCAGUGUUUGGAUUUGAUUUUGUGGCAGGACCAAACUUUAAAGUAAAGAUUGGUAAUCAUUUUACAACUGGUAAUGAAUUUCAUGGUGCCAAUGCUGUCCUAGUAUACGUUCCAAAUGGAUUAUUACUUCCAGUUGGUGAUUUAUCGAUGGUGGCCAGUAACGAUGGUGUCAACUUUGGUACACCAAUUCAUUUUACUGUCGUCGACAGUUCAGUACACUCACUAGAACAAUCUACUACUACUAGUUCAGAGGUAUUAAUUCUAAAAGCACAAUUGGCCAAUUUGAAACGUGCCAUUUCAAAUAUUGCCAAUUUUGAAAGUUUACUCUCCAAUAGAAUAUCAACACUUACCGGUGAUCAAAUGGACAACCUAUUCAAACUUAACCUUGAAAGUGGUUCAACCAAUCCAAAUCAUCCAUUACUCUUGCAACAAGAAAAGUCAAACAUCUCUUCAAAUGACUCUCAUAUGAUUGAAGAUUCGGAACUUCCAGAGACAUGGGAAAUUGAAGAUGAUUCAGAUGAAGAUUCAAGUGUUGGUAAUGGUGAUGAAUACAUUGAUCAUCAAAUUAAAAAGGAAGAAUUUGAAGAAAGAGAAAUUAGAAUCUUUAUCAGCUCUCCAUUCAAGGAUAUGCAAUUGGAUCGUGAUCAAAUUGUCAAGGUUGUCAUUCCAAAGAUUCGUAAACUUUGUAUUGAACGUGACAUUAUUAUGACCUAUGUUGAUUUGCGUUGGGGUGUCACCUCUAGUGCCGCCGAACAAGCCAAUGGUCUAUUAAUGUGUCUACGUGAAUUGGAAAAGUCAAACCUCCUCAUUGGUCUCUAUGGUGAACGUUAUGGUUGGUCAAAUCAAGAACGUUCAGAUGCCAAAACUCAAGCUCAUCUUUCAACUACUCUUGAUCGUGCUAGUUCUGAAUAUCCUUGGGUUAACAAAUAUCGUGAUUCAUCAAUAACAGAAAUUGAAUUUAGAAUGAUAUUAAAUAAUCAUUAUAAUCAAUCAAUGAUUGGUAAAAAGAAUGCAAUGUUUUAUUUUAGAGAUCCAUACUAUGUAGAAGAGAUUUCACAAAAGGAUAGAAACUUGUUUGUAUCGGAAGGUAGCAAGAGCAAGGAAAAGUUGGAUCGUCUUAAACAAGAGAUUUCAAAGAAUCAAGGAUACCGUUCCAAUGAAUACCGUCGUCCAAGUAAUCUUGCCGAUAUUCUCUAUGAAGACAUGGAAAAGUAUAUUGACAAGAAAUUCCCAGUUGGCAAUGAAUUAAAACCUGCCGAAAAGGAACGUUUCCUACAUACCAUCUUUGCCAAACAUCUUACCAAACUCUAUGUUGAAAAUGAACAAUAUAAUCUUCAACUUGAUACUUUUAUUACAAAACAUAAAAAUGUUUUAAUGGUUCAUGGUGAUCAAGGAAUGGGAAAAAGUUCUUUACUUUCAAAUUGGGUAUUAAAACAUAGAGAACAUCAUCCAGAAGAUUUAGUUGUAUCAAAUUGGAUUGGAGCAAGUCCAUCAUCGACAAAAUAUACAUUUUGUAUGAUUAAUAUAAUGAAUGAAAUUAAAUAUCAAAUUGAAAAGGAAGCAAAACAACAACAACAAGGUGGUGGAAAUGAAUCUAGUUCAAUCUUUUCAACAAAUAAUUUGGUAUCUUGGAUUCCAGAUAUUCCAGAGGAGAAUGUAUCGGCAGACAAGAUUGCAUCGGAAUUUAGUAACUUCCUUUCAGUUAUUAUGACUCAUCCAAGUUUGGCAAAUCGUCGUGUUGUGAUUAUAUUGGAUGGUUUGAAUAAAUUGGAUAGUCGUGAUAAUGCAUUGGAUUUAAUUUGGUUCCCUCGUACAUUCCCAAUGAAUCUAAAGAUGAUCAUUAGUGCAACUAGUGGAUCACGUCCAUUGGAAGUAAUGAAGAAACGUGGAGCUGAAAUGUUGUCCAUGGGUGCAAUCAAUGAAGCUACUCGCAAGGCAAUUGUACGUCUCUAUUUGAACCGUUUUGCUAAAAAGGUGUCGGAUCAACAAGAACUACAAAUCGCUCAAUCACCAUCCACCAAUAACCCAAGAUUCCUUCAACUCUUGUUGGAUGAUAUCUGUGUAUUUGGUGAAUUUGAUCGUUUGGGUGAUCGUAUUACUCGUUUGCUACGUGCUAAAAACACUAGCGAGUUGUAUGAAAUCAUUCUUGAUCGUAUUGAAACAGAUUACGAUCAAAAAGGUAAAGGUUUGGUUAGAGAAUUCCUUCGUUACAUUUGGGGUGCUCGUCAUGGUAUCGAAUUGGACAAACUUUCUCAUCUACUAAGUCGUAAAGGUAUUGAUCCACAAGAAUGGAAUAGUCUUUUGGUUUUAAUGGAAGCAUAUAUUUCAAGUAGUAGUGGUUUAUUAUCAUUUUUAAAUGAUGAUAUUAAAACUGCUGUAGAACGUAAAUAUGUUGAUAAUGAUAAAGUUAGAUUCGAUAUUCAUUCAGACUUGGCAUCAAUCCUAUUUGAACAAGCUGAUUUAUCUGAACGAAAGGUUGAAGAAUUACCAUUCCAACUACUUCGAUCAAAUAAUUGGGAAGGAUUAAGAAACUUUUUAGUAGAUAUUUAUAAUUUUGAUAAAUUAUAUUCACCACGUCACAAGAAUGAUUUAAUUGGUUAUUGGAAUACAUUGGAAAAACAAGAUAAACCACCACGUAAUGCUGCAGAGAGUAAGAAUCUCAUCCCUUACUCUGCUACGUACGAGUAUAAACAAUUGAUUGCAAGAAGUUUCCCACAAGCAACUGGAUUGGUCAUUUCAGAUAUACUUUAUCGUAUUGCAUCGUUUUUGGAAGAAUUGACUCAAAAUGAAGGUGCCGAGUUGCUCUAUCAAAAGGCAAGAGAAUUGUACGUAAAUUCUUCACAAAAUUUGGAAGCUGCCAAAGUUGAUCGUGCAAUGGGUCAUAUGUAUCAUGUUCAAGGUCGUUAUGAAUUGGCUGAAACUAAAUUCCGUCAAGCCCUUUCAAUCUAUACCAAAGAACGUGGUCAAGAAGAUAUUGAAGUUGCUGCAACUUUAAAUCUUUUAGGUUCUCUUGCUACUGCUCGUUGUAAACAUGGUGAAGCUAAACAAAUGUUGACAGAUGCUAUGCGUAUUGCUGAAAGUAAAGGAGACGACAAAAACUUACUUAUCGCAGAUAUUGCAUAUAGUUUGGGUUCAGUUCACUUUGUUGAAGAAGCAAGAAAAUUGGAUGUAGCAGAAGAAUUCUUUAUAAAGGCAUUGGAAAUUACAGAAUUGAAAUUGGGUGAUUUGGAUAUUGGUUAUGCUCGUAUUCUUAAUCGUCUUGGUUCAUUGUACAUUGAAAAGGAUCAAUUCAAUGAUGCAGAAAGUUGUUACAAAUCUGCACUCAAGAUUUAUGAAGCUGUACUUGGACUUGAUCAUAGUCGUGUAGCUCAAAUCCUUCGUCAUAUGAUUUCACUCUAUGAAGUACAAGAAAAUUAUCGUCUUGCCGAAGCUUCUGCUCUUCGUGCACUCAAUAUUACUAAAAAGAUUUAUGGUCCAACUCAUAAUCAUGUUGCUGCUAUAUUGAUUCGUCUUGGUCUAUUAUACCUAUCAAGUAACAAAAAGGAACUCUGUCUUCAAACUCUCAAUGAAGCACGUGCUCUUAGAGAAAAAGAAUUUGGUGUCAAUCAUAAAAAUGUUCAACACGUUGUACAACUUAUUAAAAACAUUACAGCUCCACCUCCUCCACCACCUGCUCCAAAACCACCUCCACCAAAACCUUCCUAUGUACCAAUUAUCGUUCCAAAAACUAUUGUUUCGAAUAUUGUAAGAAGUCCUGUAGCUGGUGGUGCUCCUCCUCCACCACCUCCACCACCUCCACCACCACAACCACAACAAUUAUUAUAUCGUCCAUCUAUUUCAGAUAUAAUGAGAAAUGGUUUACCUCCAACUAUUCAAUCUCAACAGCCAAGCCAAAUCCCUCUACCACCUCCUUCAAAUGGUUAUUUGAAUUAUCAACCUUCUCCUUCUCCUCCAAAAUCUCCAAGACAAGGUAUCCAACAAGGUCUCCAACAACCUCAACAACAACAAAGACAAAUGUCUCAACCACAACAACAACAACAACAACAACAACCAAGAUUUAAUUCUUAUCAACCUCAACAACAACAACAACAACAACCACAAGGUGAUUUUGCUGAUAUGGUAGCACAAUAUCAACAAAGUAAUCUAAAGAGAGCAGUUAAUAUUCAAGAUAGAUCUGGAGCAUCUCAAGCAGUAAAGAAUCUUAUUGGUGAAAAGGAAAGUUGUAAAUCUGCAACUGGUCAUUCCAAACCUUCACUUGCCAGUAAAAUUAAAACAAACAAAAAGAUUGAUAUGGAUGAAAUGUUUGCAUAG